AUGAAUAAAACUGGCAUCUCAUUGAAUGAUCCAAGAUUGGCAGAAUUUACCAAAUCAAUUAAUCAAUUACAAAAUAAUAAAAUUAAUCAAAAUGUCAUACAACAAAGUAAAUCAUUAAUAUUAGAUAGAGAAAAAUUUCGAAUUGUAGCUAAAGAAAAUCUCCACAUGUUGCUACGUAUUAUGAUCAAUGAUUUUUGUAUACCAGAUUUUGAAUCAUUCACAAGGGAAAUUCAAACAGUUUUUAAUUUAUGCAAAGCAAAUAAUAGUGGUCAAGUGGCCAGUUAUAUACCGGAAUUAAAAGAAAUGAAUCCAGACUAUUGGGGUUUAUCAUUAUGCACUGUAGAUGGACAACGUUUAUCAAUGGGUGAUAGUCAUCAACCAUUUACCAUACAAUCAGCUAGCAAACCAAUCACGUAUGCAUUAGCUUUAACUGAUUUAGGUCCACAACAUGUACAUCAAUACGUUGGCUAUGAACCAUCGGGGCUACCAUUUAAUCAAAUUUCAUUAAAUCCUAAAAAUAAACCACAUAAUCCAUUGAUAAAUUCUGGUGCUAUAGUUAUUUGUAGUAUACUACAACCAAAUUUAAAUCCUUCAGAACGUUUUAAAUAUGUUGAAAAUAAAUUUAGUCAAAUGGCUGGUGGAUUACCAAUAGGAUUUAAUAAUGCUGUGUAA
Schistosoma turkestanicum is the source of this 672-nucleotide messenger RNA. Lineage: Eukaryota; Metazoa; Platyhelminthes; Trematoda; Strigeidida; Schistosomatidae. The record is from the annotation of a GenBank genome assembly.